Messenger RNA from Chelonoidis abingdonii (Abingdon island giant tortoise), 3783 nucleotides. It is a transcript of the gene WWC1, whose product is annotated as WW and C2 domain containing 1. NCBI's taxonomy places the organism in Eukaryota, Metazoa, Chordata, Testudines, Testudinidae. Gene Ontology annotation, biological process: regulation of hippo signaling; negative regulation of organ growth; regulation of DNA-templated transcription. The record is from RefSeq and is a predicted model, not a curated record. Gene Ontology annotation, molecular function: kinase binding; molecular adaptor activity. Gene Ontology annotation, cellular component: cytoplasm.
GUGCCAGGCUGCGCCGGGAGCGGGAGGAUCGGAGCCACCCCCAGGCCCCGGCCGCUCGCCGGGCGGCAGGAGCUGAGCGGAAAACGGAGGCGUGAGGGGAGCUGCCGCCUCGGGGCGCUGGACGGCUCUGAGGAGCCUGUGCUGGUGAUCGCCUGGCACCGCCCUGCCCCGCUCCCCCCGCCGGGCACCGGCAUCACCCGGCACCGCCUUGCAUCGCCCGUUGGCCCCCGAGCGGAGGAUGUGACUCCCGUCGGUUCCUUCUGGCAGUGAUCGGUGCUGCCCCCGGAGCUCUGGGCCUUGCAAGGAAGGGGAAUCCUCGCCCACCCCCCAGCUCUCUCUCCCCCCCCCCCCCGCUUCUUCUGCUCUUGCGAGGACCAGGGGCUGAGCUCUUUAUGGGGCAGUUCAACCCGGCCUGGAGAAGAUGCCAAGGAAGGAGCUACCUUUGCCAGAGGGCUGGGAAGAAGCCCGGGACUUCGAUGGGAAAGUGUAUUAUAUCGACCACACCAACAAAACCACCAGCUGGAUCGACCCGAGAGACAGGUAUACUAAACCACUAACCUUUGCUGACUGCAUUAGUGAUGAAUUGCCAUUAGGAUGGGAAGAAGCUUAUGACCCUCAAGUUGGAGUUUAUUAUGUAGACCACAAUAACAAAUCCACACAGAUAGAGGACCCUCGUGUGCAAUGGCGGCGGGAGCAGGAACAUAUGCUGAAGGACUAUCUGAUACUGGCCCAAGAGGCAAUCGCUGCUCAGAAAGAGAUCUACCAGGUGAAACAGCAGAGACUUGAAUUGGCCCAGAAGGAAUACAGGCAGCUACAUGAUGUUUGGGAACACAAACUGGGCUCUCAGAUCAGCUUGCACUCUGGCUCAUCAUCUAGUUCCAAAUAUGACCCGGAGAUUCUUAAAGCUGAAAUUGCUACUACAAAAUCCAGGGUUAAUAAAUUGAAGAGAGAGGUGGCUCAUAUGAGGCAAGAACUGCAAUACAAAGAGCAUGGCUUCCACACACUAAAGAAAAUUGAUAUGAAAAUGUCUGAUACUCAAGGUGGAUACAAACUUGAUGAAGCACAAGCCAUAUUAAGUGAAAUGAAAGCAAUCAAGAAAGCAAUCACUUCAGGAGAGAAGGAAAAACAAGAUCUCAUUCAGAGCUUAGCCAGGUUAAAGGAUGGCUUUGUGACUGACAGAGGAUCACAGUCAGACCUGUGGGACAGCAAUGCAUCCUUAUUACCUCCACAGUAUCUGGAUGUUAGCUCCCAAACAGAUGUUUCAGGAAAUUUUAUCACAAGCACUAAUAAUCAGUUGGCUGAGAAGGUCAGAUUACGUCUCCGAUAUGAAGAAGCAAAGAGAAGAAUAGCAAACUUAAAAAUACAUUUGGCUAAACUGGACAGUGAGGCCUGGCCAGGUGUGCUGGAUUCAGAACGGGACCGACUAAUAUUAAUCAAUGAGAAGGAGGAGCUCUUAAAGGAAAUGCGGUUCAUUAGCCCCCAAAAGUGGACUCGGGGUGAAGUGGAAAGACUAGAGAUGGAGAGAAAACGUCUGGAGGAAGACCUUCAAGCUGCAAGAGAUACUCAAAGCAAAGCCUUAACAGAGAGAUUGAAGUUGAAUAGCAAAAGAAAUCAGUUGGUCCGCGAACUGGAGGAAACAACACGAUUAGUUGUAACGUUACACACCCAGCUGAAAAACCUCUCUACCAGCAUGCUUUCCCUCUCUUCGGGCAGCAGCCAUGGGUCUCUCGCAUCGAGCAGAGGAUCUCUUGCCACCUCUAGUCAGGAUUCUUCCACCUCAGCCAGUUUAACUGAUCUCUACUAUGAGCAGUGGGAACAGUUGGGUUCAGACUAUCAGAACAAAGUCGACUUCUUACUCUUGGAGGGAGCCGCUGGAUUUAGGCCUUCAGGCUAUAUCACCACUAUUCAUGAGAAUGAGGUGGCAAAAACUCACAAAACAGAUGCCACCGGUCGUAUCCAGGCUUUGAGAUCUUUGUCUGGGACCCCCAAAUCAAUGACAUCCUUAUCUCCAAGGUCAUCUCUGUCAUCUCCCUCUCCACCCUGCUCCCCACUAGUGAUAGAUCCUCUCUUAACUGGAGAUGCCUUUUUGAGCCACAUGGACUUUGAAGAUACAGAUAUAAAUACAAGUCUUUCUGAAUUCUCUCUAAAUGCCGGAAGUGGCAGCUACAGAUUGGAAGAGCCUAGGGCUGGGGACAAACAUCUAGGCCAAGGCGUAAAUUCAGCUGGAGGGGCCACACUGAAGGUGGCAUGUGUGUCAGCCGCAGUGUCAGAUGAAUCUGUUGCUGGAGACAGCGGGGUGUAUGAGGCAGCUGUACAAAGACUCUGUGUGUCAGAAAUGAUAAUGUUUGACAGUGAUCAUACAGAAGCAGCUGGAACUGCCAAAGUGCAAAUUGCUAUGAAGUAUGAUGACAAAAAUAAACAAUUUGCAAUAUUAGUCAUGCAGCUCAAUAAUGUUCCUGCUCUAAUGUUACAGCAAGACCAGAAAGUGAACAUUCGUGUGGCUGUUCUUCCUUGCUCUGAAAGCACAAGCUGUUUGUUCCGCACAAGACCCAUGGAAGCUUCUGAUAGUCUUGUAUACAAUGAAAUAUUCUGGGUUUCAAUCUCUUACCCUGCAUUACACCAGAAGACUUUAAGAGUUGAUGUUUGCACUGUGGAUAAGUCUCACCUCGAGGAGUGCCUGGGUGGGGCACAAAUUAGCUUGGCUGAAAUAUGUCCAACUGGAGAGAAGUCAACACGCUGGUACAACCUUCUUAGUUAUAAAUAUCUUCAGAAGCAAAGCAGAAAACACAAACAAGGGGAUAUUUGUUCUGCAGUAUCCUGCGUUGAAAAAACAGACUCUGUAUCUGCACUGCUGGAACAGACUGCUGUUGAACUGGAAGCAGUAGAGAAGAAGCUGGAAGAAAGCAGAAGCACUUUAACUAGUGGAGAGAAUUGGCAAGAUGAGGAGGUUGCUGAGCAAGAAGAGCAGGAUGGGAACAGUGACAAUGAAGCAGAAGAGGAGGAAGAAUUCUGUGAUGGAAAAACACUCUGGGAGGUGGAAGAGAAUCCAGAAUCCCAAGUGCAUGCAGAGUCGAUAGCAGUAAAGGUAGAUAAAGAGACAAACACAGAGAGCCUUGCACAAUCUUCAACUGUAGUUCGUCCAAAAGAGAAGAGAGCAGCUAACCCACCACAAACUCAGUUUGUCAGAAGUAGCACCAUAAUCCGCUCCAAAACAUUUUCGCCAGGACCACAGAGUCAAUACAUCUGCCGGCUAAAUCGCAGUGAUAGUGACAGUUCAACACUGUCUAAGAAACCGCCCUUUGUUCGGAAUGCUAUGGAGAGGAGAAGUGUCAGAAUGAAGCGGCCUUUGGUUAAGUCCUUUGGUGCAGAGCGUCUAAUCCGAACUUCACUAGACCUGGAGUUAGACCUGCAGGCUUCAAGGACCUGGCACAAUCAGUUAGUGCAAGAGAUCUCUGUACUGAAAGAACUGAAAGAACAGUUAGAACAAGCUCAAGGUCAAGGUGAAAAAGAGCUGCCACAAUGGGUGAAGGAUGAUGAGAGAUUCCGGCUUUGGCUGAGACACGUCGAAAAACGGGCUGAGAAAACAGAACACAAAUGUGAGCUGAAAGCGGAUAAAAUGAUGAGAGCAGCUGCCAAGGAUGUACACAGGCUACGAGGACAGAGUCGUAAGGAGCCCCUGGAGGUACAAUCAUUCAGAGAGAAGAUGGCAUUUUUCACACGACCGAGGAUAAACAUUCCAACCCUCUCUGCAGAUGAUGUUUAAUCACCAUAAAGUAUUUGUUU